Messenger RNA from Sinocyclocheilus grahami, 398 nucleotides. Its product is annotated as CREB-binding protein-like. Lineage: Eukaryota; Metazoa; Chordata; Actinopteri; Cypriniformes; Cyprinidae. Gene Ontology annotation, molecular function: transcription coactivator activity; chromatin DNA binding; histone acetyltransferase activity. The record is from RefSeq and is a predicted model, not a curated record. The transcript has 3 exons. Gene Ontology annotation, cellular component: transcription regulator complex; histone acetyltransferase complex. Gene Ontology annotation, biological process: positive regulation of transcription by RNA polymerase II. The annotation marks the transcript as partial.
ACUAUUUUGACAUAGUGAAGAAUCCCAUGGACUUGUCUACUAUCAAACGGAAGCUCGACACGGGCCAGUACCAAGAACCAUGGCAGUAUGUGGAUGACAUCUGGCUCAUGUUCAACAACGCCUGGCUGUACAAUCGCAAGACGUCACGCGUCUACAAGUACUGCUCCAAGCUGGCGGAGGUGUUUGAGCAGGAGAUCGACCUGGUCAUGCAGAGCCUUGGCUACUGUUGUGGGAGGAAGUUUGAGUUUUCUCCCCAAACUCUGUGCUGCUAUGGGAAGCAGCUAUGCACUAUACCACGAGAUGCUGCUUACUUUAGUUAUCAGAACAGUGAACUGACAAUUGCACCACAGCUGAUAAGCGUGUCUUCUUAUCCCACCUUUUCCACCAAUCAGUCCCUU